CAAAUGUUUAUUACGCACAGGUAAGUACUAGUAGGCUGUCUUUUGGCUUCUUUGUAAUAUCCGUAAUAUUAGUCUGUCAUCCGACUUUGUAAUACUUGAACAUUGUCAUCAACAGCUUAUGUACUAAAAGUUCUAAUAACUGCCACCACUGGCUCUAGUACAUUUUCUCUCUGCACUGGCUGUAAGGUUUAAAGAUAGCUGAAAAGACACAUAAUACAGUACCUCACUGUAGCUAUACAGAGAUUGUUGGGAAGUCAUAUUCCUCCACUGCCAGUGGCCACAUACAUGUAUUUAUUUAUUUUUUUCACAGAGUAGUCACGAUGGACCAGUUCACCCAGAUGAAAAGGUGCACGCCACAGCUACUCCCCACCCUUGCCCUCUCCCUUCUGGUGUGUCUUAGUUUCGUCUCCCCCCUACCUACAACGGAGCCCCCACUGUUUGACGGUUAUCCCUUUGUGGGUAUAUGGAAUGCCCCGACCCCUGCAUGCAAGAGGCUGGAGAUCCCACUGGACACCUGGUCCUUCAAGGCAGUGACCACGCCUGCUGCUGUUCCUGGUCAGUUCCUCACCCUGUUCUACUCUGACCGCCUGGGCCUGUACCCUUACGUUGACCCCAACAACCAUCGCCAGUUCAAUGGCGGCAUCCCCCAAAAGGGCAACCUGACGGCCCACCUUAUUAAGGCCUAUGGUGACAUCAAUCAUUAUAUCCCCUCUUACACAACCCCGGGUCUGGCUGUCAUUGACUGGGAAGAAUGGCGCCCCCUGUGGGACAGAAACUGGGGGUCCAAGGAUAUUUACCGUCAACUGUCCAUCGCCUACGCUCGAGAGAAGGACCCCUCUUUGUCCCCAUCACAAGCAACCAAUGAGGCCAAGAAGCAGUUUCAGACUGCAGCCCGCAAGUACAUGGAGGGAACAAUGAUGCUAGGUACCAGCCAGCGGCCCAUCCAGCAAUGGGGGUUCUAUCUGUUCCCCGACUGCUACAACUAUGGCUGGGAGAAGCCAGACUACACAGGGCAGUGCUCCGACAAGACCAAGAGCCAGAACGACGAGCUUCUGUGGCUUUGGGAGUCCAGCACGGCUCUAUACCCUUCAAUCUACCUGCCUGCAUCGCUGAACAACAGCUCUAAGGUGGCGCUCUUCGUCCGAAACCUCGUUCAGGAGGCAGUGAGGGUGGCAGCUCUGCCCAAACGCCCCUACACUGUGCCCAUCUAUGUGUACUCACGCCCACUCCGUGACCAAAAGUUUCUCAGUACGGUGAGGGCAUUAGAUUUCAAUUACUUAAUAGUUAAAAUUGCUAUGCAAUUUCAAUAGACUUUUAUGUUAUCUUUAGCUUUGUGCUAUUAAAACGUGUGGUCACUAAAUGCCGAUAACUCACAAGAACAUUAUUAAGACAUGCAGUGCACACAUUAUUACAAAUGUAUUUUGACUUCAGGUGAGUUUCAUGCAGGAGUUUCUGUCAUACUGUAUGUCUGUCAUUCCCAGGAGGAUCUGAUCAGAAGUAUUGGAGAAAGUGCAGCAUUGGGGGCCUCCGGGUCAGUGCUCUGGGGGGCCAGUGCCGACUAUACUGACAAGGUAAUCUCACAUACACCUCUCCACAUUUCUUAUUUUAUGUCCCAUGAUAACAUAUUAAGUACACUUAUUGAAUUUGUACUAUGUUUUGUUGUAUGUAUCAUUUCACACAAGAAGUUCCCUCACAGGAAAAUGAAAUUAUUUAAAUGUAAUUGAAUACUUCAAUCUAAAAAGCUUUUUUGAGUGGUGGUGCAGUACCCUUACAGAAAAAUCACAUGAUUUCAUGUGACAUUUACACAUUUUGCACAUGUAAAAUCAUAUGUUUUUGGAACACCUCACAUGUGAUGAUCUUGGCAGGGCGGCAGGCAGCCUGGCGGUUAGAGCAGGGCUCGCCAUCCCUGUUCAUGGAGAGCUACCCUCCUGUAGGUUUUCUCUCCAACCCCAGUUAUAACUAAUCUGAUUCAGUUUAUCAACCAGCUAAUUAUUAGAAUCAGUUGCGCUAGAUUAGGGUUGGAGGGAAAACCUACAGGAUGGUAGCUCUCCAGGAACAGGAUUGAAGAUCCCUGGGUUAGAGUGUUGGGCCAGUAACCGAAAGGUUGCUGGUUCAAAUACCUGAGCUGACAAGGUGAAAAAUCUGUUGAUUUGUAACGUAAGCUCGCGCUUCACGUCGGCUGGUCUUUCUCAUUCAAAGUUCGAACCAUUCUAAACGUGCAGUCGCCACUCCACGCUUCCUGGUCUAAAUGUAAAUUUAGUCCCCAAGGCUUUUAUCCUCGGGGAAAAAGGGGCGUUCCAUCACGCCGACCCAAUGUCUGUGCUCACUUGGGCGUGGUUACUGACUGGCAAAAGUUUCUAUGAAAAACAAUUCUCAUUUAGAAGGCUAAAAUUACAUUGCUAUCUUACAAACGUAUUCUCAUACUUAAUCAUAUAUUUUAAACAACAUUUAGAUGCAAACCUGAUCAAUGAAAUGUGUACACUUUCACUUUUUAUUUAGUAAUACCAUCCUUAAUAACAUCACAAAACAAUAAACAAUAUAACAUGAUUAUUCUUUAGAUCCCCACCGACCAUACCAAACAUUUGGAUCUCAACAUUUUUUACAUUUUACUCAUUUAGCAGACGCUCUUAUCCAGAGCGACUUACAGUUAGUGAAUACAUUUUUUAUUUUAUUUUAUUUUUUAUACUGGCCCCCCGUGGGAAUCGAACCCACAACCCUGGCGUUGCAAAUGCCAUGCUCUACCAACUGAGCUACAUCCCUGCCGGCCAUUCCCUCCCCUACCCUGGACAACGCUGGGCCAAUUGUGCGCCGCCCAUGAGUCUCCCGGUCGCGGCCGGCUGCGACAGAGCCUGGAUUCAAACCAGGAUCUCUAGUGGCACAGUUAGCACUGCGAUGCAGUGCCUUAGACCACUGCGCCACUCAGGAUCAACAACAAUGUUCCAAUGUCCAAUCUUUUGAUGUUAGAGUUUUUAGGCAGCAAGAGUCUCUCUGUAACAAAGAGAUUUCUUUCUUCCCAUAAUGGAGACCAAAAGGAGUCAUUUUCUGCAAACUAUUUAUGUUAAGUCAAAAAACAUGUUAAGUCAACCCCUCCUGUGGGGGAGAAGGGGGGAGGUGUCUGGCUAUCUGUCAGCCAUUUGCCAAGCUGAUCUGGCACCUUUGAUCCUCACCAAGGAGAGCAGUAUCCAAAUUCAUAGGAUGUAGUGAUCACAAUAUAGUAGCCAUAUCUAGGAAAACCAAAGUUCCAAAGGCUGGGCCUAAUAUAGUGUAUAAGAGGUCAUACAAUAAGUUUUGUAGUGAUUCUUAUGUUGAUGAUGUAAAGAAUAUUUGCUGGUCUGUGGUGUGCAAUGAGGAGCAACCAGACGCUGCACUUGAGACAUUCAUGAAAUUGCUUAUUCCAGUUACUAAUAAGCAUAUACCCAUUAAGAAAAUGGCUGUAAUAACUGUUAACUCCCCUUGGAUUGAUGAGAAAUGUAAAAAUUGUAUGGUUGAAUGGGAUGAGGCAAAAGGUAUGGCAAAUAAGUCUGGCAGCGCAACCGAUUGGCAAACGUACUGCAUAUUGAGAAAUCAUGUGACUAAACUAAAUCAAAAUAAAUGAUACUAUGAAAGAAUUAUUGUUGUCAAUCAACAAUGACAAGCCACUGGGGUCUGAGAACCUUGAUGGAAAAUUACUGAAGUUAUUUUUGCCAUAUCUUCAAUUUAAGCCUACUGGAAAGUGUGUGCCCUCAGGCCUGGAGGGAAGCAAAAGUCAUUCCACUCCCCAAGAAGAGUAAAGCCCCCUUUACUGGCUCAAAUAGCCGACCAAUCAGCCUGUUACCAACCCUUAGUAAACUUUUUGAAAAAAUUGUGUUUGACCAGAUACAAUGCUAUUUUACAGUAAACAAAUUGACAACAGACUUUCAGCAUGCUUAUAGGUUUAUGUAGGGAAGGACAUUCAACAAGCAUUUACAAAAAAGACUGAUGAUUGGCUGAGAGAAAUUGAUGAUUUUAUUUGGUACGAAUCAUUCACUUAACCCUAAACCUCUACUACAGUCUAUUCGGAAAGUAUUGAGACCCCUUGACUUUUUCCACAUUUUGUUACAUUACAGCCUUAUUCUAAAAUGGAUGAAAUAAAAACUUUUCCUCAUCAAUCUAAACACAACACCCCAUAAUGACAAAGCAAAAACUGUAUUUUAGAAAUGUUUGCAAAUUCAUUAAAAAUAAAAAACAGAAAUACCUUAUUUACAUAAGUAUUCAGACCCUUUGCUAUGAGACUCGAACUUGAGCUCAGGUGCAUCCUGUUUCCAUUGAUCAUCCUUGAGAUGUUUCUACAACUGAUUGGAGUCCACCUGUAGUAAAUUCAAUUGAUUGGACAUUGUUUGGAAAGGCAGACACCUGUCUAUAUAAGGUCCCACAGUUGACAGUGCAUGUCAGAGCAAAAACCAAGCCAUGAGGUCAAAGGAAUUGUCCGUAGAGCUCCGAGACAGGAUUGUGUCGAGGCACAGAUCUGGGGAAGGGUACCAAAAAAUGUCUGCAGCAUUGAAGGUCCCCAAGAAGACAGUGGCUUCCAUCAUUCUUAAAUGGAAGCAGUUUGGAACCACCAAGACUCUUCCUAGAGCUGGCCACCCGACCAAUCUGAGCAAUCGAGGGAGAAAGGCCUUUUUCAAGGAGGUGACCAAGAACCCAAUGGUCACUCUGACAGAGCUCCAGAGUUCCUCUGUGGAGAUGGGAGAACCUUCCAGAAGGACAACCAUCUCUGCAGCACUCCACCAAUCAGGCCUUGAUGGUAGAGUGGCCAGACAGAAGCCACUCCUCAGGAAAAGGCACAUGACAGCCCACUUGGAGUUUGCCAAAAGACUCACAGACCAUGAAAACAAGAUUCUCUGGUCUGAUGAAACCAUUAUGGGGUAUUGUGUGUAUAUUGAACAAUUUAAUCAAUUUUAGAAUAAGGCUAUAACGUAACAAAAUGUGGAAAAAGUCGAGGGGUGUGAAUACUUUCCGAAUGCACUGUAAAUCUUGUAAUGAAUAAUGUGGAAAUUGAGCAAGAUGAGGUGACUAAACUGCUUGGAGUAACCCUGGAUUGUACACUGUCAUGGUCAGAACAUAUUGAUACAACAGUAGCUAAUAUGGUAGCUUAGUGGUUAAGAACAUUGUGCCAAUAACCAAAAGGUUGCUGUUUCUAAUCCCCGAGCCGACUAGGUGAAGAAUCUGUCGAUGUGCCCUAGAGCAAGGCACUUAACGCUAAUUGCUCCUGUAAAUUGCUCUGGAUAAGAGCAUCUGAUAAAUGACUAAAAUUUAAGUUUGUCCAUUAUAAAGUGCUGCUCUGCCUUUUUAACAAGGCAGGUCCUAAUACGGUUCAGUAUUGUGGUCAGAUGCCACAAAGAGGGCUUAGGAAAAUUACAAUUGGCUCAGAACAGGGCAGCACGGCUGGCCCUUAAAAGUACACUGGGAGCUAAUAUUAAUGACAUGCAUGUCAAUCUCCCAUGGCUCAAAGUGGAAGAGAGAUUAACUUCAUAACUACUUUUUUUUGUAUGAAGUAUUGACAAGCUGAAUGUACCGAGCUGUCUGUUUAACCUCUUAAGGAUCGGAAAGUUUUUUUCAAUUUCGCCUAACAUGACAUACCCAAAUCUAACUGCCUGAAGCUCAGGACCCGAAGCAAGGAUAAGCAUAUUCUUGAUUCCAUUUCAAAAGGAAACACUUUGAAAUUUGUGUAUAUGUGAAAUUAAUGUAGGAGAAUAUAACACAUUAGAUCUGGUAAAAGAUAAUACAAACAGAAAAUCAUGUGUUUUCUAUUUUUUUUAGGUUACAUCAUCUUUGAAAUACAAGAAAAAGGCCACAAUAUAAUAUAGCAGUUUAGACGCAAUUUAGAUUUUGGCCACUAGAUGGCAGCAGUGUGUGUGCAAAGUUUCAGAUUGAUCCAGUGAAGCAUUUUUUUUUGUAUCAAGUCUGCCCAAAAGUGCCGAAUUGAUCAAUUGAUUCAUUUUCAAGUACAUAACUAUAGAGAACAUACAAAAAUGGUAUGGUAAUACAAAAGGUACAUUUACACACUCCCAGGAAUGUCAUACAUGAUGGUCAUUAGCUUAUACACUAACGUUCACACAUCUAGAUAGCCGGGCGGGGUGGGUGUGGAGCCAGAGACAGCAGUGGUUCAAACUGUAGAACCCAGUUCCUACAUUUUAAUAUAAAAAUUGAUUUUAUCAAACAGAACUAUGCUACAUUUUAUCCCUGGGACCCUUAGGAUGACAAAUCAAAGCAAGAUUACUGAACGUAAGUACAUUAUUUAUCUUCAGAGGUGAAUGUAGCAAACCAGUUGCCGUGAUACGUUUAUUUUUUUUGUUGUGCACUCUCCUCAAACAAUAACAUGGUAUUUUUUCACUGUAGUAGCUACUGUAAAUUGGACAGUGCAGUUAGAUUAACAGGAAUGUAAGCUUUCUGCUCAUAUAAGACAUGUCUAUGUCCUGGAAAGUUUGCUGUUACAUACAACAGUCAUGCUAAUCACAUUAGCGCAUGUAAGCUCAACCGUCCCGUAUACGGGACACCGAUCCCGUAGAAGUUAAAUUACUAGCACACAGCUUGGACACCCAUGCAUACCCCCACAAAACAUGCCACCAGAGGUCUCUUCUCAAUCCCCAAGUCCAGAACAGACUAUGGGAGGCGUACAGUACUGCAUAGAGCCAUGACUACAUUGAACUUUAUUCCACAUCAGGUAGCUGAUGUAAGCAGUAGAUUCAGAUUUUUUUUUAAACAGGUAAAAAUACACCUUAUGGAACAGCAGGGACUGUGAAGAGACACACACAAAGGUACAGACACGCAUACGCACACAAGCGCUAGCACACACUCUACACACACAUACAUUGUAAUAUUGUUUUAUGGUGGUAUUAUACAUUUUGUAUUGUAGAUAUGUAGUGGUGUAAUAAUGUUAUAUGAUGUAGUGUUUUAUCAUUUGUUUUAUAUGUGAUGCCUUGGCAGCAGCUAAUGUGGAUCCCUAAUAAAUACAAACACAAAUACAAACUGUAUUUAGGAAAAAUUCCAAUCUGGUUUUUGUGCCCACCACAGUACAGAUACAGUCUUAGCUAAAGUGGUAAAUUAUCUUAGAGCCAACACAGAUGCCAAACAGCUUUCUGUUCUACUCUUGGAUUUAAGUGCUGCAUUCGAUACUGUUGACCAUGGUGUCCUUCUGGACAGACUGGAGAGGUGGGUUGGCCUCUCCGGUCCAGUUCUAAAUUGGUUUAGGACAUAUUUGACUGGUCGAGAGUUUUUUGUCACCAUUGGUGAACAUAACUCAGAGAAAAUACAUCUCACCUGUGUUGUUCCACAAGGUUCGAUUCUGGGUCCAGUACUGUUUAGUCUAUAUGUUUAUAUAUGCCAGCGUUACCAGAAAGCACAGCAUUGAUUUUCACUGCUACACAUGAAAUACACAACUGUACAUUUCUGUGUCACCAGAGGAGUUUCACUCCACUGAUAAAUUAUUAGACUGUAUCAGUGAUUUAAAUACUUGGAUGGCUCACAACUUCCUUCAGCUAAAUCAAGACAAGACCGAGGUACUUAUUGUUGGAGCCAAAGCACAGAGAGAGAAUCAGGCAAUAAAGAUAAAACACCAGGUAAAAAACCUAGGUGUUAUUUUCGAUUCUGAACUAAAUUUAGAAUCACACAUUAGGAAUGUGACCAAAAUAGCUUUUUACAACCUGAGGAACAUUGCCAAGGUGCGGCUGUUUCUCGCUCAGGCUGAUACAGAGAGACUCAUCCAUGCUUUUACUACAAGCAGGCUUGACUACUGUAAUGCUCUCCUGUCUGGUCUACCCAAGAAAGCCAUUGGUCAACUGCAAAACAAGAACAGACGAAGAGCACACAUUACACCGGUUGUGGAUUCGAUUCCCAUGGGGGGCCAGUCAAAAAUAAAAAUAAUGUAUGCACUCACUAACUGUAAGUCGCUCUGGAAAAGAGCGUCUGCUAAAUGACUAAAAUGUACUGGCAUUUUAACUAUCCCAAAGCCUAGGACCAAGAGGCAUGGAGAGGCAGCAUUUAGUUAUUAUGCCCCCAGCCUCUAGAAUAGCCGGCCAGAGACCCUUAGGGGGGCCGAAACUGUGUACAUAUUUCAAAGAGAUCUUAAAACACAUAUUUGUAGCUUUCUUUAGGGUGCUUUUUAGUUUUUGUGAUUCUUAAGGUUUUUAUCUUGUGUUUGUUGUGUAGUAAAUAUUUCAUUGUUUUUUAUCCGUUUUUUUCCUGUGAAGCACAUUGUGUUGCAUUCCAUGUCUGAAAUGUGCUGUAUAAAUAAAGCUUGAUUUGAUUUUAUGUAUUAUAGGUAACGCAUGUUUAGGGGAACACUAUAUAGACUUUUUGGUGCAUCACAAAGAUCAGUGUAUCUGAAAUCAAGAGGUUGUGAGUUCAAAUCCCAGUUGGGGUCAUAUUUUAGCUGAACAGUGAUAACACAUGGAAUUGCAUGUGAAGUGUUACAAAAACACAUUUUCACUUGAAUUUUAUUGCUGUUAAUUUUGUGGUCAAUUUUACAGUCAUUAUAUUGUCAAUUUCUACAGUAAUAGGAUACUGUAUUAGUAUUUUGCUAUUCAUUUACUGUCAAUCGCAAAGCACUUGGAUACUUUUUGGCCUGUCCUGCAAAUUACAGUAACUUGGCAUGCCUCACUUGCAAUUGCAUUUAAACUUAUAGGAUACUUUAAAUGCGCUUAUGGCACAAACUGAUAAUUGGACAAUUAUUUACUUGAUUCUGGGCUGCUUUUAGCAAAGUGCAGAAAUGCAUUGUUGCCAAUAAGUCUGUGGCCAUAUCUCUUUCACAGAUCUGGUGGGGUAGCUGCACUGUAGCAGGUUUCAGGCCCCCUGUUUCAGGUUGCUAGGGACCAAGAGGUUGUACGUUCAAAUCCGAUUUUAAGGCUUAGUCACAGUCAAAGAUUUUACAGUAAUUUAAAUGAGAAUACAUUUUAUAGAAAUAACACCUUAAAGUUGUUGUAUAUAUUAACUUUAUUUUUAAUGCAACUUUAGGCAAAGUGCAGAAAUGUAUUCUUGCCAAUCUUCAUUCUGUCCACAGUCCUGGUGGGGCAGAAGGAACUUCAGGUAGCUAGCAAUCAAGAGGUUGUGAGUUCAAAUCUAAGUGAGGUUGUAAUCAACAUACUAAGCUUCAACAUUAACACCUCACUUUAGCUGUAAAAAUACAGUAACUGGUUGUAGAUUUACCAUAUUUUCACCACAACUAGAAAAAACCCUCCAGUGCACCCUGACUCAACGUUUUAAGAAUGUCCUAGAAAUGUCCUUUGGGACAUCCUUGGAACAAACCGGGAACUAGACAAAACUUGCAGGGGACCAUGACUAUUUAAAUUGAAUUAACGUCAAUUUUGCCUUUGAAAGUAAAAUAUUCUAAAUUACAUUUGACACCUGGGUUUUCACAUGGUAUCACAUGUUGAAAUUUUGGGUCCCCAUGUCUUCACAUUUAUUUCACGAGAACGUGUUUUCGCAUGUGCUCACAUGGUGUCACGUCUAGUUUCAUGUUAUCACAUGUUGACAUUUUGCUUCACCAUGUUGUCACAUUUAUUUUACAUGUGUUCACAUAUUGUCACGUGUAGUUUUAUGUUAUCACGUUGCUUCACAUGUUGUCACCUGCUAUCACAUUAACUUCACAUUAAAUCACAUGUUCACAAGUGAAAUUCAUGUUUUUUUCCUGUAAGGAAAUGCUGAACAAUGAUGGCACAAUGUCCCAAUUGCUAUUUAUGUAAAAAACGGAAAGUAAAUCAUGUUUAUGUUUAUCAUAUCAGCUUCCACAUGUUGUCAGGAGGUACAUCACUUGGAUAUUACAUAUAUAUUUGUAGCCCCCUUCUUUCUCAUUUCAGGCUUCAUGUGAAGCAUUAUCCACAUACCUGACCUCCACCCUCAACCCAUACAUCGCUAACGUGACCGCUGCCACCAAACUCUGUAGUGAUGUCCUUUGCCAGGGCAAUGGCCGCUGUGUCAGAAAGGACUACAACUCCAAUGACUACCUGCACCUGAACCUGGACAACUUCCGCCUCCUAAAGUCCCAGGGGAAGUACGUGGCCAUCGGAAUACCCUCCUCCGCUGACCUCCUCACUUUAGCAGACAAGUUCACCUGCCAGUGCUACACAGGCAGUAGCUGUUCACCCCACUUAUCACAUCCCAUGAACCCUAUGGUUAUUCAAGUAUAGCCUCCCUGGGGUUUCACUCUCAGAAAAUCGGACUAAUUAAAAAACAUACACUUUGUUGCGUUCACAGUAAGGGUAUGUGUAUAUGAUUGAAGCCAUUAAUCAAGUUUCUCAUUUUUAGAUUAACAGUAUUUGGAGGGGAAUCCUGCACUAUAGGUCUGGAUCAUUAAAGUAAAAAAUUACAUAUUUGUGUCAAAAUAAAAUUGUGAGUAUUAUUUGGUAUCCUUUGGAAAGUAUGCAGAGCCUGUAACCUUUAACCCAAUAACCCCAACGUUUUUAAGGGCUUUGAGUAAUGGUACUGGGAUGAUUACAUUGAAGAAAUAGUGUGUUUUAACAUAUUUAGUUAAGAUAUUAUAAAAUUACUGGCUAAGUAUCUACAAUUACUCAGCAGUGAAUUUCCAACUUGAGCUGACCAAGCAUAUAGAGGGAAAGAUACUAGGGACAAAUCAUUCCUUCCCACUGCACAUAAACAGGUUGAAUCAACGUUGAUUCCAUGUAAUUUCAACCAAAACAGUCAAUGUGAUGACGUUGAAUCAACGUGGAAAACUGAUUGGAUUCGUUAAAAGUCAUCAACGCAAGGGAAUUUCAUAUUUUUUUCAACCAACUUUUAACAUAAGUCUAAUGACAUGGUGAAAUGUUUUGUU
Molecule: messenger RNA, 10783 nt
Organism: Coregonus sp. 'balchen'
Lineage: Eukaryota; Metazoa; Chordata; Actinopteri; Salmoniformes; Salmonidae
Source: the annotation of a GenBank genome assembly